AUGUCUGUUCUCGGGAAGCGCAGCGCCGCACUCAGCGCUCGAGAGCUGAACUUCCUUGCCACAGCAACAAUCGCAGCUCCUGUUCCCCUCCAGUCUCGAUCCGCGCGGUCCUUCUCCGCCUGGAACCGUCCUCCGCCAAACUAUCCCGGCCAUGUGCCAUUGACCUUUUUCGAGCGCGGAGCCUUGGCCGUGGGCUCUGCUUUUGGAGCUCUCAUUAACCCGCGAAGAGCUGAUCUCAUCGCAACCUGCGGCGAAGCCACAGCAACCCCCUACUUCAUCUACCGCCUGCGCGACGCGAUGCUUUCCGACCUGACGGGGCGGCAGAUCCUCCGCGACCGACCGCGCAUCACCUCCCAGACGCUCCAGAUGUCCUACCUGCGCACGCUGCCGGAGAACACGGUGGGGCGGACGUACGCGACCUGGCUGGACCGCGAGGGCGUGUCGCCAGACACGCGGGACAACGUGCAGUACAUCGACGACCCGGAGUGCGCCUACGUCAUGCAGCGGUACCGCGAGUGCCACGACUUCUACCACGCCGUGACGGGCCUGCCCAUCUUCGUGGAGGGGGAGCUGGCGCUCAAGGCGUUCGAGUUUCUGAACACGUUGAUCCCGAUGACGGGGCUGAGUCUGUUCGCCUCGGUGCGGCUGAAGCCCGCCGAGCGCGAGCGGCUGUUCAAGAUCUAUCUGCCGUGGGCGGUGAAGAGUGGCCUGAAGAGCAAGGAGCUCAUCAAUGUCUACUGGGAGAAGAUUCUGGAGAAGGAUGUCGGCGAGCUGCGCGAGGAGUUGGGCAUCGAGAGGCCGCCGGAUAUGCGCGAGAUCCGGAGGAUGAUCCGCAUGCAGAAGAAGAGGGAGAAGGAGGCGACUGCGGCGAAGGCCGGGUUGUAG
This is a messenger RNA of Aspergillus aculeatus ATCC 16872, 885 nucleotides long. RefSeq names its product ubiquinone biosynthesis protein COQ4 (gene coq4). Lineage: Eukaryota; Fungi; Ascomycota; Eurotiomycetes; Eurotiales; Aspergillaceae. Gene Ontology annotation, biological process: ubiquinone biosynthetic process. Gene Ontology annotation, cellular component: mitochondrial inner membrane; mitochondrion. The coding region runs from base 1 to 885 and encodes 294 amino acids. The transcript is spliced from 2 exons. The record is from RefSeq and is a predicted model, not a curated record.